CCUUCUCCUCACGCCUCUGCAUACACACGCAUCAAAGCAUAUUGCUUAUAUAAUAGUCGUGACAUGAUAAUUAUAAGCCUCUUCUCCGCUUCCAAACUCUGCUAAUAUCUUCAGCCCUCAAAAAGAUUGUUGUUGUCUUCUUGAGGGUGGGUUUUUAUCAGAAUCGGCAAUCAUGAGUGUCACAUCAGCAUUUGAACAGAACUACCGUUGCUAUCCUGUGGCUUUCAUUGAAAAGGCACAUCUAGAGAAGGGAGAUAAAGUUAUAAUGCCUCCCUCAGCUCUUGAUCGUCUAGCAUAUCUACAAAUAGACUACCCCAUGCUUUUUGAAGUGAGUAACCCUACUUCUGGAAAGAUUACUCACUGUGGAGUGCUAGAAUUUAUCGCAGAUGAGGGCAUGAUAUACUUGCCGUACUGGAUGAUGGAGAAUAUGCUUCUACGGGAAGGAGAUAUUGUUAAUAUUAAGAAUGCCAGUUUGUCAAAGGGUACAUUUGUGAAGCUGCAGCCUCACACAAAAGACUUCUUGGAUGUAUCCAACCCAAAAGCAAUCUUGGAGACAACAUUAAGGAGCUACUCUUGUUUGACUACUGGAGACACUAUAAUGGUUGCCUAUAACAAUAAGAAAUUUUACAUUGACAUUGUAGAGACAAAACCUUCUUCUGCAAUUAGUAUCAUUGAAACAGACUGUGAAGUGGAUUUUGCACCUCCAUUGGAUUAUAAAGAACCUGAAAAACCACUUAAGGCUAGUAUUUCCAAAAAGAGACCACCAGAAGACCAAGCUGAGGAAGAGACGGACAACAAAGUUCCCAAGUUCAAUGCUUUCACGGGUUCAUCAAGACGCUUGGAUGGGAAACCUUCCACCGAACCAAUUGUAGCAGCUUCUUCUUCCUUGCUCAAACAUCACCAACCAGAAGCUAAAAGUAAUAAUGUUCCUUCACCAUCAAAUUCAUCAAGGAAACAUUGCGGGAAGCUUGUGUUCGGAUCAAACGGAGACCAACCCUCACAUGCAAAACCAAAAAAUGAGACCAAGCAAAAGGAACAGAGUCAGGAGGAACAACCUAAAAAGGAAGAGGAAACCAAGUUCCAAGCAUUUACUGGGAAGAAAUAUUCAUUGAAAUGAUCAUAUCUCCUAGUUAUCUCAUUUACAGAUUUGCAUGUUUGGAUCCAUUUAUAUAUAUACCUUGUGAGAAACAGGAACGAUCGCUGGCCAAGACUCAAGGGCCUAGCAAUGUACAGACACACUAGGGCUUUUUAUGUUUCCAGAUUUAUGCUGGUUUUUUGUUUAGUUUAAACAGCAGUUGAUCCAUGAUAACUUAUCAAAUGAAUUCCAAUUUCCUGUGGACUCA
Molecule: messenger RNA, 1343 nt
Organism: Daucus carota subsp. sativus
Lineage: Eukaryota; Viridiplantae; Streptophyta; Magnoliopsida; Apiales; Apiaceae
Exons: 10
Coding region: 173-1117 (314 amino acids)
Cellular component (GO): VCP-NPL4-UFD1 AAA ATPase complex
Molecular function (GO): polyubiquitin modification-dependent protein binding
Source: RefSeq, a predicted model, not a curated record